Molecule: messenger RNA, 4146 nt
Organism: Acanthochromis polyacanthus (spiny chromis)
Lineage: Eukaryota; Metazoa; Chordata; Actinopteri; Pomacentridae
Product: epidermal growth factor receptor substrate 15-like 1
Exons: 24
Coding region: 67-2691 (874 amino acids)
Biological process (GO): endocytosis; endosomal transport
Cellular component (GO): clathrin coat of coated pit; plasma membrane; cytoplasm
Molecular function (GO): calcium ion binding; cadherin binding
Source: RefSeq, a predicted model, not a curated record
UCCGGAACUUACUCCUCCGGUCUGUCGCCGCUCGUACCCGUGCGCACUCCCGAGACACCAGGAAAUAUGGCGGCGCUCAUGACUCUUAGUCAGCUAUCGAAUGGAAACCCAGCCUAUGAAAACCAUUACAGACAGUUGGAUCCGGGAAAUACAGGCAAAAUAUCAGCUGGCGAUGCAGCUCAAUUCCUUAAAAAGUCUGGGCUGUCAGGCAGCACAUUGGGGAAGAUUUGGGAUUUGGCAGAUUCAGAAAGAAAAGGCUAUUUAGAUAAACGGGGUUUCUUCAUAGCUUUGAGGCUGGUGGCAUCAGCACAGGGUGGAAAUGAUAUCAGUCUUAACAACCUCAACCAAAACUUAGCUGCACCUAAAUUUACAGACACAAGCAGCCCUUUAUUAAACGUUUCAUUGACGACACUUGACUCGCAAUGGACAGUUAGGCCUGAUGAGAAAGGGAAGUUUGAGGGAAUUUUUGAGAGUCUGUCCCCUGUAAAUGGACUCCUCUCUGGUGAUAAAGUCAGGCCAGUUUUGGUAAACUCCAAACUACCUCUGGAUGUGUUAGGAAGGAUAUGGGAUCUAAGCGAUGUAGACAAAGAUGGACACUUGGAUAAAGAAGAAUUCACAGUGGCCAUGCAUCUUGUGUAUCGUGCCAUGGAGAAGGAGCCUGUUCCAACUAGCUUACCUGCUUCCCUCAUCCCUCCUGCUAAACGGAAAAAGUCUGCAGUUACGCUCCCAGGUGCCGUGGCUGUGCUACCUGCUCUAUCUGGUCUUACGUCUGGUCCAGCUCCUGUCAUAGAGACCCUGCGAAGCACUCCUCCUCUGAGCAGCACAACUCCCCUCAGCACCAAUACUGUAAACGUUUCUCCAAAGCACUCUUUUAAAUCCAGCUCACAGCCAGUGGUGAACUGGGUGGUACCAGUGGCUGACAGAGAGAGAUACGAUGAUAUUUUCAAGAAAACCGACACUGACAGCGAUGGCCUCGUCACAGGCAGUGAGGUUAUAGAGAUCUUCAUGCAGUCCACUCUCUCCCAGACAAUGCUGGCACAGAUAUGGGGACUCGCUGACACAAAACAGAUGGGAAAGCUGACCUGUGAGCAGUUCUCUCUGGCCAUGUACCUGAUACAACAAAAAGUUGCUAAGGGCAUAGAUCCUCCCUCCUCUCUCACUCCAGAAAUGAUCCCCCCAUCAGAAAGGACUGCAGCUUUGGGCCCUAGCUAUGCAGAGCUUAUGUCCUCAGUGAGACCAGGACUUGCUGCAUUCGCAAGUGUUCGCAGAGACAGUACCAGCUCCACAGGGUCUGCAGAGCUGACAGGCAUCAAAGAGCUGGAUGACCUCAGUCAGGAAAUAACUCAGCUGCAGAGAGAGAAAUUCAUCCUGGAGCAAGAGAUUAGGGAAAAGGAGGAAGCCAUCAGACAACAAAACAGUGACGUUCAAGAUAUGCAAAAUGACUUGGAUAGAGAGAGCAGCAGCCUGCAGGACCUGGAGUCCCAGAAGCAGGAUGCCCAGGAACGUCUGGAGGAGAUGGAUCAGCAGCGCUCCAAGCUUGAGGGGAUGCUUAAUGACUUGAAGCAGAAGUGCCAGGAGGAGACUCAGAUGAUUUCGUCUUUGCAGAGCCAGAUCCGCUCCCAGGAGACUGACCUACGUAGCCAGGAAGAUGAGCUAAGUCGCACCAAGGCUGAUCUGAGUCGGCUCCAGGAGGAAGAGGCCCAGCUGGAACAAAACUUGCUCUCUGGUCGUGUCCAGCUGGACAGCAUCAUCAAGUCACUCAAAACCACCCAGGAGGAGAUCAGCCAGGCUCGCAGUAAGCUGUCACUGAUUCAGGACAGCCAAAAGGAGAUGACCAAGACCAUUGAGGAUUACAACAGUGCUUUGAGCGACAUCAACGGGGGAAACUUGAGCAACCUGCCAGACUUAAGUGGAGGGUUUGCUGAGAAGGAGAAUGGAGGUUUCAGAAGUGCGGAUGACUCAUUCAAGUUAAAGAUAGCUAUGUUCAACAACAACAGCAUUGCUAAAGAGCCUCCAGCAGACCCAUUCCAGACAGAGGACCCCUUCAAAUCUGACCUCUUCAAUGAUCCAUUUGGAGGGGAUCCCUUUAAAGAAAGUGAUCCCUUCAAAGGUGCUUCAUCUGAAGACUUUUUUAAGAGGACUGACAAGUCAGACGUGUUUGGAUCUGCAGACCCAUUUGGCAGAAAACCCACACCACCAGUCAAGCCAAAUGCCUUCAGCAGUGGUGACCCUUUCUCAUCAAGCAGCUCGAAACCUAAGGAUUCAGAUUUGUUCAAGAAAGUGGACCCCUUUGGAAGCAAGGCGGGAGGAUUUGCUGACUUUAGUCAGAUGUCAAAGCUUAUCCUUUCUUUUUCUGUUGGUGAGCAGAAGUUGGACAAUCCGGUACUCCCAUCAAAGAAAAAUGUGCCCAACCGGCCUGCACCUCCCUAUGUAGGUAAGCUCAGUUUGAGUGCAUCACAACUGCUCCAGAACAUUUGCUCCUCAGCAGACAAUAAAGACUCUUUUGUUACAACACGCUCAAGUAAAGCACCUAAAGACUUUCCGUUUGGAAGUGAGAGCCAGCAGUUGGAGUGGGCCAAGCAAGAGAGUGAGCGUGAGGAACAGGAGAGGCUGAAGAGGCUGCAGCUUCAGGAACAGCAGGACCUGGAGCUGGCCAUCGCUCUCAGCAAGGCAGACAUGCCUGAUGCCUGACCAAGCAUGCCCCAUCACAGCUUUUUGUCCCCUUCCUUCUACCUUACAGUCCUUCUGUUUGCCUACCCAUGACAACACCCCUGACACUGGACCGACAUGACUACCAGCCCCUGCUACCAAUUUGUGCAAGAGACCAGUUUUUCUUCAGCUAUGACUGGACUCUUGUCCGAUGGCUCCAAGUAUAGCAACAUUUUAAGGUUCAUUGCUCCCAAACUACAUGACAACUAUAAUCAGGGACAAUUCGGAGCCACUUGAUUGAAGCCUGGCUUCAUCAUACAAGUACAUAGCGAUUUAUCGCAACCUGGACCAGUCGGGUACGUGACUGCAACCUGUAUCUAGCUCCAUAUCUUGUUAUGCCUAAUCAGCCAACAUUGUUUCAAAGCCUUUCUGCUGAAGAUAAAAUAACUUUUGAGGAAUAUUUGGCCGUUGUAUUUAUAUACUAAAGCAAUGAAUCUGUGGUGUAUGAAGUAAAGUGCACUCUAAAUCUGUUUUAUAUAACCUUUCAUUACGCAGACAAAUUCAUAUUGAAAGUUGAACUAUACACACUAACUGCUCUGUUUGCCUAUGGUUUGUCCAGUGGCAAAUGCUGUUUUUUUUCUUUUUAGUAAGAAACGUCUGUGUACUGUAAAUAUUGUUCUAUGUACAAGCCUUGGAUAAGUGGAGUGUAUCCUGAAAAAAAAGUCUGUCUUAAAGAACUGCAGCAUAAUGAUCAGAUCAAUGGCAUGAUUUAGACUGCAAAUGUUACAAGUGUUUCUAGCUUUUAUAUCUACUAUUUAUGGAAUUUAAAGUGCAUAAGUUGAAGAAACAUAGGAAUAUCAUCUGAACCCUUAAGGUGCUAGUGAUAAUCAUUAAGGUCUUCCUCCCUUACGAACAAAAUUCUGCCCACCUAGAGUGCUGUUCACCAUCACUCUGAUGUGAGUAGCUUGUUUGCCAAAUAGUUCAUCAUUGGAUGCCUUGUGACACCCAAACAACUUGCACUCCCAUACAACUAAAAGCCUCUGUAAACCUUCCUUGACUAUACUGGUGCUGUUACACUUUGCUUUGCCAUUAUACUUCUUCAAUUAUAAUUCAGACUACCAACAAUGUACAGUGACAUGUACUUCCAAGUCCUUGCUUUUCUUUCAACAGCCUAAUCCCAUUUUUUUCCUGUGGAUUUUUUAUUUUACUUUUUUGAUCUUUAUUGUCCGAUGAUCCAGCUGGAGGACAAUUUUUCAAAUGCCUUAAAAUAUUGCAUUAUUGUAAUUACACUAAUCAGGUUUUUUGGCACAUAAUGUAUGCACUGUAUAUUCCAGAGCUUACUGGACAUGUACAGAGUGACCGCGCCUUAUUUAUCAACAUAUCAACACUGUAACAUGUUAUCUUGCAUAUUCUGUAUGUAAUUCUAGAAAUUCCCUCUAAGUUUUGAGUUGCUCAAAACGAUAACUUUCAAUUGAAUAAAAAUGAUUUUUAACAUUC